Molecule: messenger RNA, 1100 nt
Organism: Klebsormidium nitens
Lineage: Eukaryota; Viridiplantae; Streptophyta; Klebsormidiophyceae; Klebsormidiales; Klebsormidiaceae
Source: the annotation of a GenBank genome assembly
CACGCUUGAAAUAGGUAUCUGGAAUGGUCCACUUUUGCCGCACUUCUACCAGCAAAGUCGCCCUUCUGCAAGCAAAGAGCACCUUCCCUGUCCAUCUCCUUCCCUGCUCAGGCCUUACCUGUUGCAAUGGCUGCUUCGACCAGCGCCACGAAGGUGAAGCUCAAGAGUUCCGACGAUGAGAUGUUUGAGGUGGACGAGGCGGUCGCUCAUGAGUCGCAGACCAUCAAGAAUAUGAUUGAGGAUACUGGCGUCGACGCUCCCAUCCCCCUUCCCAACGUCUCAAGCAAAAUCUUGGCCAAGGUCAUUGAGUACUGCAGAUACCAUGUUGAUGCGGCAAAGACUACCGAUGACAAACCGGCGGUUGGGGAGGAAGAUGUGAAGACUUGGGAUGCAGAGUUUGUGAAAGUCGAGCAGAGCGUCCUUUUUGAUCUCAUCUUGGCUGCUAACUACCUGAACAUCAAAAACCUUCUAGAUCUGACGUGCCAGACCGUUGCGGACAUGAUCAAGGGAAAGACGCCAGAGGAGAUUCGGAAGACAUUCAACAUCAAAAACGAUUUCACGCCAGAGGAAGAGGAGGACGUGAGGAGGGAAAACCAAUGGGCUUUCGAGUAAGUUGUCGGACGUCUCAGCAAAGAUCCCUCAUUGAACUUGUAAAUUGGUCCAAUCUUUUGCAUGAGAGAACUUUGCAAUCAGAGUCGAGGAACAGAAGUGCCUCAGAAGUCAUACUGAAGCUACCAGAAAUGAUGAGGAUAGGUCAGUUUGUGUCUUGAACUUCCAAAGAACCAUUUUAGACUUUGAUGAAUAUUUGGAUCCUGCUUCCAGGCAAGGCUUUUUGCCGCCAUGGAAAGAUGCUCGUCAGGUCACAUCUGGGAUGCAUCUUAUCAAACGGUCAUAACUCGAAUCAUUUGAACUUGGAAAGUAUCCACGAUGUUUGGUAGUCAAGGGCAAUGCAAGACCUUGAUAAUCCUGCCAUGGUAAAUUUAGGUGUUGAGGAUGUUUCGACAUGCGACUCGGAUUGUGGCAUGCAUUUACACGACUGUUAAAGCACGCCAAUCAACAGAGCAAUGCCAUGUGAGAACUUACCAUGCGGAACAUGAUAA